Molecule: messenger RNA, 4572 nt
Organism: Electrophorus electricus (electric eel)
Lineage: Eukaryota; Metazoa; Chordata; Actinopteri; Gymnotiformes; Gymnotidae
Source: RefSeq, a predicted model, not a curated record
GCGUAAAAGCUGCCACGUUAGCUAACUACCCAGUUCCUGAUCACUUCUCCAGGCUUUUACUGUAAUGAACGGCUGCUGGUGCAGGCACUUAAUCUUCCAGAGCGACUGUGUUUGGCAGAGGGAUGCCAAGCGCCAAGCAAUGAUCCAACAGUCUGUAUGUGGACAUGACAUCACACACGUUUCUUGUCAAAACAUUGCAGCACAGGGGGCGGAACAAAGGUCUAGAGUUACGCGGUAAGACAUGACAGCUGUAGUUGUACAGCUGGGGGGGGGCAGUCCUAGAGCAGAGCCAGCAGUUCAGAACCAAAGUGAGGGACACCAGAAAUGGCGUUGAUGCACUGGCCUGAAGUUCGGGACUCGGGACUCAGCCUGCGUCUCCUGCGUCUCCUGCGUCCCAGCUACAAGUGGCACAGCUGGCAGACACGAGCAGGCAGGAGCGGGUGAAGAGCAGAGACUGCACUCCUUGAAGGAGAACAUCUGCGGAUGACACACACACACACAUGCACACAAUGGAGGAUGAAAUUUGGGGUAGAUUUGGAGAACAUGUUGGAGUUUGUUUGGAUAUAAACUGUUGAGUGACAGACGCUACUGAGAUAGCACUCCAGUGGAAUGUGGAUGUCUACCAAAACAAGAACCUUCAUGGACACUGAAUCCAUGACACACUGUUAACCCCGCGCAGUCUGGGAGAUUUUAUGAAUGAAACGUGAGUUCUCCAGUUGAAGAACUCCGUAUGUUCCCAGAGAAAUUCCUUAUUCACUGAGCAGGAAGUUUUUUUUUUUCUCUUUUGGAACAAAAUAUGUUCUUAUCAAACAGUCCGACAGCACAGAAGCAGACUGUCUCCACGGCGACUCACAGGGGAUUUCAGAUGAACAAGGAAGGCGGGUGUGGUGGACCGAGCCUCAGGGCACAGUGAGAGCGACGCUGGUUAAAUAGGCCUCAGAUGCCAUGCCGUGGCCAGGAUGGGCCGAGGGGGACACGCGGUUAGAGGAGCGUGACUAAGAAGACGUCUGGUGAAGGACAGACGUGGACAUGCGUAUCUUUAUGUCCUUCAUUGAGGACGUGCGGUAGCCCACCAAAACAACCCCCCCCCCAUUUCAUAUAGAAGACAGAUACAAGCACCAGUAAGUGCUGGGUCAGCGUUUCUGCAUUGUGCUGGUAGGGUGAGGGUUAGUUUUGGCUGUGUUCCAGGAUGGCAUGAACCGUGGCGUGGCGUGCGUGUGUGGCUCGGCCGAGAUGUUGCGACGAGGGCUGCUCUACUGGCUGUGCCGCAUGGGCAUGGUGCUCAUCCUCAUCUGCUGCUCCCUCUCGCUCCUCUACGUCAUCACCUGCAGUACCCACAACGACGACCCCCUUGUGAGCCCUCUCCUUCCCCGGCCUGCCGCGCCAGGCUCGCCGGGGGAUCCGGGCGGCGCCCCCUCAGGGCCCCGUGGCCGGGAGAGCUACCAGGCCUUGCUCCAGGAACGCGAGGAGCAGCACCGGCAGCACAUUUCCAGCCUGAAGAAGCAGAUUGCGCAGCUCCGGGAGGCCCUGCAGGGUGGAGCCGGACCCCCGGCCCACAUUGGCGAGCAGGCCGACCUGCAGGAGUUCCUGCGUAGGCAGCUGGGCCGGGCAGAGGUGCAGGCAGGCGUGCGGCUGCCCAGCGAGUACUCGGUGGUGCCGUUCCAGAGCUUCACCCUGCAUCGCGUCUACCAGCUGGAGACGGGCCUCACGCGCCACCCUGAGGAAAAGCCCGUGAGAAAAGAUCACCGCGACGAGCUCAGCGAGGUGGUGGACAACGCCCUGCAUGCCCUCAAUGCCCCAAACCAGAGGGGAGACAAGACAGCCACCAGCAAGGUGUACAGCCCCUCUGACUUCAUAGAAGGUGUAGCGCGGACAGAGAAAGACAAAGGAACCUUGUACGAGCUGACCUUCCGGGGCGAGCACAAGCAGGAGUUCCGGAAGAUGGUUCUGUUCCGGCCCUUCGGGCCCCUCAUGACGGUGUCGGACGAGCGGGUGGAGACGUCACACGCCACCAUCAACAUCAUCGUGCCCCUCUCUCAGAGGGCCGACAAAUUCAAACAGUUCAUGCACAGCUUCAGAGAGGUGUGUAUAAAGCAAGACAGACGAGUGCACCUUACCGUGGUCUACUUCGGCCAGGACCAGGCGAACGAGGUCAAAGGAACCCUGGAGAACACUUCAAGAGAGCUGCAUUUCCGCAACAUUACACUGAUCCAGCUGAAUGAAGAGUUCUCUCGUGGCCGUGGCCUGGACGUGGGCGCCCGAGCGUGGAAAGGCGGAAACGUCCUGCUCUUCUUCUGCGAUGUGGAUAUCAUCUUCACUGCAGACUUCCUCAACACCUGCCGUCUGAACACCCAGCCAGGGAAGAGGGUCUUUUAUCCCGUGCUGUUCAGCCAGUACAACCCAGCUGUGAUCUAUGGUGGCGGGAAUCACGUCCCACCCGUGGAACAGCAGCUGGUCAUUAAGAAGGACACUGGAUUCUGGAGGGACUUUGGAUUUGGGAUGACAUGUCAGUACAGAUCUGACUUCCUCAACAUAGGUGGGUUUGACGUGGACAUUAAGGGGUGGGGCGGCGAGGACGUACACCUGUACCGGAAAUACCUCCACAGCAACCUGCUCGUGGUGCGCGCACCCUCACGCGGUCUCUUCCACCUGUGGCACGAGAAACGCUGCGCCGAUGAGCUGCCCCCGGAUCAGUACAAAAUGUGCAUGCAGUCCAAAGCGAUGAACGAGGCCUCUCACGGACAGCUGGGAAUGCUGCUUUUCCGGCACGAGAUCGAGGCUCACCUCCGUAAACAGAAGCAACGCAGCGGCGCUAAAAGGCUUGAGGGACAAUAAUGGGUAAAGAUGUCAGAGAGAGAGAGAGAGAGAGAGAGAGAGAGAGAGAGAGAGAGAGACAGACAGACAGACGCGUAGGCCUAGAAGAGUGGAACACACACACACACACACACACACACAAGAUAAGCGGACGCGCCAGAACAGCACGAGGCAUUAUAAACUGACAUGGUGAACAGAUAAAAGCGCGCGGCCAGCUGGCCAAGUCUUCGGGGACUCCUCCAUGGUUUAUGGCGUUAUUAUGCUGUGUUAACGGAUUUAUUACAGGGCCACAGCAACACAUAAUGCACCGCAACAAUAGGUCGGAACGGGAGACAGGAAUGUGUCAGCUCCUGUAACGCGACUAGAGUGCCCUCUAUUGGUCUUUGGAGGAAACGCAAUGAUCGAUACAGUUAAGGAUUUAUGGAUUGUGCAAGAACGAUCGUUUUUCGUGUUUUAUUUUUCUUUUAAAAUCUGAAGCGGGGCGUUAAUGUUUGGGAGCAGCAGCUUUUCACAUGUCACACGGAACAAGCCCGUUAACUGGUGUUUAGCUGCAACCCUGCGACACUUGUCCACCCAGGGGGGCGCUGCUGCGACAGGAUUUAAACGAAAUUAUCCUGAGGCCUGUAUGGCCUUCUGUAGCCUAUAGAAAAGAUACCCGAUUAGCCGUAAAUAAAUAACAACGCAGGGUAGUAAAAUAUUUUAUUACUAUCCUCAGAUGCGUUUUUCUAUACGGAUUAAAACCGCCAAUGAGGUUUUAAAAAGACGCGAGUGAAAGAGAAGGUCGGAUGGUUGGAUAGGUUGCUCAGUCCAGCGCCUCCUCCAUCCUGGCUGCUCUAGUUGAUUAUGAGCGACAGGAGAGAUCAAUUAACGAGCUGACGGAGACCUUUAACGGCCAGUAACCGAGAUCCCUGAUGUAGAGGUUUAACGAGUGGUUCACAGAACUACGAUUUUAAUCGUUUGUUUGUUUCCUUUCCUUUUGCUAUGAGGCCUACUUCAUAAUUGACAUGUUAUCUCAGGCAGGAAUUAUUGAGACGGUUUAUGCCGUUUUUGCAUAGAAGAAAAAAAAUCAAACAAACAACAAAUUAAAUAAAUAUUACUGCCACCUAUUUUUGCUAAAGCCCAUGAAAAGAACGUUCAUCUACAACUGUUCCAUAACUAAUAGGAACAUUAGAGGUCGGUUUUCGGUGUAGUCUGUUUUCCCAGUAAGAGGCGAGGACUUUGGUGUUUAAAUAUGAUUUUUGACGCUUUGUGUUAUGAAAUCAACUCGAAUCAAGGUGAAUUGCAUAUGAUAUGUUUAUGAGCUUCCCAAAUUAACACAAAUCGUAGGAAAUUUAGGAAUCUUUUUUUCACUGAUUGGGUAACUAAGAUCUCAUAUUUAAGCCCACAUGACGAGGCCAAUUUAAGAGGCUUAUCAUGAGCUGUACUGAAGUGGAGCACAGCCCGUUUAAAGAACGAGGGCAUAAAUAAACCGCCCAGCACACCCGAAAGGGGCACUUUGUUGCAGUACCUUCAGCUGAGCACGAAGACACACACAAAUGAAGCGGAAGCUCGGAAAAUGUGCCAAGAACAAUAGUGACAGCUCCGCUGUUUGAUUAACUCCUAGAUCAGACGAAUGCGGUUUUUUUUCCUGUUGGAUUUUAUUUAAUACAUCGAACUGUUGUGUAUAACUAAUAUUGUGACAUGAUAAUGAGAAUUUUACUUAUCAAAUGUUUGGACCAAGAUUAUUUGCUUAUUUAAUAAAAUUAAAUUUUAGACUAA